Messenger RNA from Polistes dominula (European paper wasp), 1191 nucleotides. RefSeq names its product proteasome subunit beta type-4 (gene Prosbeta7). Gene Ontology annotation, cellular component: proteasome core complex; cytoplasm. NCBI's taxonomy places the organism in Eukaryota, Metazoa, Arthropoda, Insecta, Hymenoptera, Vespidae. The record is from RefSeq and is a predicted model, not a curated record.
UAACUAUUAUAUUUAUACUUUUGUGUGUCUUUUUUUAUAAUAUAUAUUUUAUGUAUGAUAAGCGUAAAAUCAAACAAGAAAUCUACUUACACACAGUAGUAGCAUUGUGAUCUUCCGUAUCGAUAAUAGAUAAAUAUACAUAUGUAUAAAUUUAAAAAUCGCGUCUUAGAUGGCGCUUGUCAAUUGUAGAACAUGACAAUUCAAAGUAUCGUGACUUGUAUUAAACAUGGCACUUUUUAGUAAUAACGCUUUGGCUGCUCCUGCACCAUUUUGGCAAAAUGGUCCUUCACCGGGCUGUUUUUAUAAUUUUCCUGGAAACGUCGUUCAAUCGGUCGAUCAGGGAAUACGUCAAAGAUCACAAGCACCCAUGACAACUGGUACAUCAAUUGUUGCUGUACAAUUUAAAGAUGGAGUUAUGAUUGCUGCCGAUACCCUGGCAUCAUAUGGUUCAUUAGCGAGAUAUAGAAAUUGUGAACGUAUCAUGAAAGUCAACAAUAAUAUUCUUCUUGGUGCCAGCGGUGAUUAUGCCGAUUAUCAGUGCAUUAAAAGUAAUAUAGAAAAGAAAAUUCUAGAAGAACAAUGCUUAGAUGAUGGAUUUACUCUAAAACCAAAAGCACUUUACUGUUGGUUAACUCGUGUAAUGUAUAACAGACGAUCAAGCUUUGAUCCAUUUUGGAAUAAUUUUGUAAUCGCAGGCUUAGAUGAUGGCAAACCAUUCUUAGGUACAGUAGAUAAACUUGGAACAGCUUACAUUGAUUCAGUGAUUGCAACUGGUUAUGGUGCCUAUAUAGCAACGCCAUUGUUGCGAAAAGCAUAUGAAGAAAAUAGUGAAAUGACUAAGGAAGAAGCGAAAGAACUACUUUACAAAGCGAUGCAAGUUCUUUUUUACAGAGAUGCUCGUUCCUUUCCUAAGUAUCACCUUGGUAUAAUUACUAAAGAUGAAGGUAUAGAAAUUCAAGGUCCAAUAACAUUAGACAGUAACUGGGAAGCUGCUAUUCUAACUAAAUAAAUGUACUCUUUCAUUUAAAAUAUUUACAAUUAAUUUUAUUAAAUAUAAUUUAAUUAUCUCAUUAAAGAAAAUUGAUUCUACUGCACAGUUUGUUCAGAAGUAUAUAAAGUUUAACUUUCUAUCAAUUUUAUAAAUAUCAAUAGCGACUACUUUGUCAUUAUUUCAUAACCACUGCUAGUUAU